AUGUCAAAUUUAUAUAGUUCACCAUUGGAAAACACGCCUAACGCGCGUGAAUACAUCGACAUCAUGGUCGAGAUACGCAAGUUUACCUCCGACUUGGAGGAGUACACGCCAAUUAUCGUCGCUUUUGGUGAUCAGAGCUCAGGUAAGAGCUCUCUUAUGCAACGGUUGACCGGCGGGAUACCGGUGCCAAGGGGAAGUGGUCGAUGCACAACAACACCAUUUGAGAUCAGAAUGUUGCAAUCUGAAACUCCAAAGAGUAAAAUUUCUCUCCGCUACGUCGAAGACAGUCUACAAACAAGGGUUCCUUCACGUGAAGUUGAAUUCGCCGAUAUACUGGGUCUAAGCAAUCCUGAAGUUGAAGCAAAACUCCGAGAGGCGCAAAGAUAUCUUCAAAAUCCAAGUAUCAGAGACGUUCAUACAACAAGUCUGCCAACUGAUGACUCGGAUGAGUUGAAGUUCACAAGAAAUACUGUUUGUGUUACCAUCGAGCAUCCUAAGAUUGAAUAUUCCUUGGAUAUGGUUGAUUUACCAGGAAUUGUCCGUGAUAAUGAAGCAAACGAAAAAUUUGUGGUUAGCCUUGUUAGGGAAUACAUCGCGAAGGAGAACACCAUACUCCUUCCAAUUUUCGCAUCAAAUGUUGAUAUAGCCACUCAGAGUGCAUGGCGUUUGGCUCGGGAAGCCGAUCCGAUGGGUUUGAGGACAGUCGGAAUCAUUACCAAGAUCGAUCAAAUUCUCGACUACACAUAUCAUGAGGAUAGACACAAAGAACUUGCUUCCCUGGUUAGUGGUAGAGGUGAACACACCAUAAAAAACGGGAUGUUCAUCAUUAGAAAUCCAUCGGAUGCGGCAAGCGACAGAGCCGUGAGCCCUGGGGAUCUAGAGGUCGCUGCGAUAGAUAGUCUGUUGCAGAAUCGAAUAUGGAGAAAUGUUCCUCGAAACCGGUUUGGAUUACCGAAUUUGAUCAUGAAGUUAAGUGAACUUCAAAAAGUGCUACAAGAAAAGACGUGGCCCAGGAUUAAACUAUUUUUGGAACGGCGAAAGUCUGAGCUUGAAGAUAAAUUGCAAUUAUUACCACCACCACCGGAUGGCAACCCUGUUAAACGAUUCAUGGAACUCAUCAGUAAAUUCGACAAAGAAUUCUCAAGUCAAACGAACACGGAUCACUUAGAGCCACGUUUGUACCGAGGCCAACAAUGGAACUUCGGACAAUUCGACGUGGCACUUCUAAAUACUCGACCAAUUUAUAAUUUCUCAUUUAUAGGUUCAUAUUCUACAGAAACCUUCGAUCCAAUAAAACCGGGUGCAUUGCAAUAUUCCGAAUGGACCGAAAAUAUGCGCAGAGAGAUUGAGGCGGAAGAAUGGGGUUCGAGUUUCCAUCAGGAUAAUCAUCAGUACACCUGGGAUCUAGAAAAACUUUGCGAAGUCGUACAAAGAGCUCACGGCGGACAACUAGUGGGCUAUUUUCCUUACAAGGCAGUGGUCAACAUUGUCGAAAAGCAUAAAAAAGAUUGGUUUAAGAUUUCUCAGAAGCUGCUAUAUAAGAAUUAUGAAUGGGUUGCCAAUUUCACGGAUGAAUUAGUUGAGGAAACGUUCAAGGAAUUCUCUAAUGCCAUAAAAAAAAUCAAAGAGGUCUUAAGAGAACUGCUCAAGAAAUAUAAGGAUGAAACGUUGGGUCAUCUUGAACAUUUUAAAAAUAUGGAAUCUAUGUCCGCGAACCGAUCUUUGUAUACGACUGAUGAAGCAACCCUUAUUAAAAAACAGAAAAAAUAUCAUAUGCAAUUACGUGUAUUAUGUGCGACAUCCGCUCAAGACCAGGAACAAUCGAGAAAAAUAUUAGCUGCGAUUUCUGGAUUAUUGGAGAUGAUGCAAGAUAAUAACACACCAGCAGAAUCAUUAGAACUUACAAAAAAUUAUUUGAUAGAAGAAAUUAGAAAAACAGGUUCACUGGACAGUGCAUCUCAACAACUAAUUGAGGAGGUUAAAAGUGCAAGGAUCGGUGGGGAAAAUGUUUCAACAGCCACAUUAUCCAUGAUCCAUGCCGUGAAGAAUUCGUAUGUGGAUAAGAUGAUUGGAAUUGUCCCCAGAACAACGGAUCACGAAGAAAAUAAGGCGAUAUUAAAUAAUAAUACCAACGAACAAGCUUUCCUUGCAGCAACUGGUGCAUUGGCGUAUUGGAAGAUGCUGCAUUCACGAUUUCGUGAGACUAUUCCACGUGUAGUAGAAUAUUACCUUGUAUAUCGAUUUGCCGGUGAUCUCGGCAACUAUCUCCGGGAAUGCUUUAGUGCCGCCCCUGAAAUCGAAAGCGACUCAGAUAUGUUCGACAGAAACCGAUCAAUGGAUCUUAACGAGCUGUUAGGUGAGGAUCCCGAAAAUGCGAUAAAACGCAGAAAGUGGAUGGACGAUCUUGACACAUUGAAUAGGAUAAUCGAUAAGAUUGGAAGGAUCGGUAGAUGCGAUUAA
This is a messenger RNA of Acaulospora morrowiae, 2460 nucleotides long. The record is from the annotation of a GenBank genome assembly. Lineage: Eukaryota; Fungi; Glomeromycota; Glomeromycetes; Diversisporales; Acaulosporaceae.